Ceratosolen solmsi marchali is the source of this 1313-nucleotide messenger RNA. It is a transcript of the gene betaggt-II, whose product is annotated as geranylgeranyl transferase type-2 subunit beta. Bases 255 to 1256 code for a protein of 333 amino acids. Gene Ontology annotation, biological process: protein geranylgeranylation. The transcript is spliced from 7 exons. The record is from RefSeq and is a predicted model, not a curated record. Gene Ontology annotation, cellular component: Rab-protein geranylgeranyltransferase complex. NCBI's taxonomy places the organism in Eukaryota, Metazoa, Arthropoda, Insecta, Hymenoptera, Agaonidae. Gene Ontology annotation, molecular function: Rab geranylgeranyltransferase activity.
GCGAUUGUUGGAAAAAACCAGAAUUUCAAUGGGUCACGUGAUGAUAAUCCAAAACGCAAGGUCAAUUAUAAUCUAACCCUCAAAGAAGAGAAUUAUAUAAGAUUACGAUGCUUAAAAUGAAGUGAAAAAUAAGAUGCAUAUGUAGGCGGACGACAAGGCAUUAAAUAUAAUUCGACAAAAAAAGCUUCCAACUGAACAACAAAAUAAGAUAGAGAAUUAGGAAAAGUUAACCUGUACGGGUGGUUAAUGGUAAAAUGGCUUUUCCAAUGAAAGAUGUACGACUGCCUGAAACGAUACCGGAUUUAUUGUUACAAAAGCAUGCUGAUUAUCUUGUUUCCUACGAAUCGAAUAAAGAUGAUUAUAUAAAUUGUAUGACAGAACAUCUUCGUAUGUCUGGAAUAUAUUGGGGCUUAACUGCGCUCGAUUUAAUGGGUCAGUUAGAUCGCAGUAAUAAGGAAACGAUCUUAGAUUUUGUUAAAAAAUGUCAGCACGACUGUGGUGGCAUUAGUCCAAGCAUUUGUCACGAUCCACACAUGCUUUCUACGCUUAGUGCUAUUCAAAUUUUAUGUAUAUACGAUGCUAUUGAUGUCAUUGACGUUGAAAAAGUUGUGAUAUAUAUAAAAGAGAGGCAAUUACCAGAUGGCAGUUUUACAGGUGACAUAUGGGGUGAAGUGGAUGCAAGGUUUACUUUUUGUGCAAUUGCAUCAUUAUCCCUAUUGAGUCGUCUUGAUGAAAUAAAUAUUGAUAAAGCUGUUGAAUUUAUUAAAAGUUGUAUGAAUUUUGAUGGUGGCUUUGGUUCGAAACCUAGUUCAGAAAGUCACGCUGGUUUAAUUUAUUGUUGUCUUGGAACUUUAUCUAUAGUUGGUCACCUGCAUUUAGUUGACGCAGAUAAAUUAGGUUGGUGGCUCUGUGAAAGACAAUUACCUUCAGGGGGUUUGAAUGGGAGACCAGAAAAAUUGCCCGACGUGUGCUAUUCAUGGUGGGUGCUAUCUUCACUUACAAUAUUAGGACGCUUUCAUUGGAUCGACAAAAAUCAAUUAGUGACUUAUAUAUUAGCUUGUCAAGAUACGGAAACAGGUGGGUUUAGCGAUCGACCUGGUGACAUGGCGGAUCCCUUUCACACAUUAUUUGGUCUUACAGCUAUUUCAAUGUUGGGUUGUGACAAAUCAUUAAAAGAAAUAAAUCCCACAUAUUGUAUGCCAGAGUAUGUGAUAGAAAGAUUGGGUUUAAAACCUGAUCGUUUAGAUAGAUUAUAAAACUUUGUAAUAAAAGAAACGAGAUAAUAUAUUCUAUAAUAUAAUUUUAAAACUAAU